Messenger RNA from Closterium sp. NIES-67, 984 nucleotides. The record is from the annotation of a GenBank genome assembly. Lineage: Eukaryota; Viridiplantae; Streptophyta; Zygnematophyceae; Desmidiales; Closteriaceae.
AUUGCGACAUGCCAGUUUGGAGGAAUGUCUCGGGAUUUGUCGUCAUCACCCCCCAACCAGCCCAACAACCGGCCCACAUAACUGAGAUCCCAUUUUGCCACCAAUUCUGGGAGAUUAAAAUCUGGAUCCCUCCUACUGGUACUGGUAGAAGCGGACGCGAGACGUCAGACACCAACCAGCUAGCCCAGCAACCUCCACGCUCUCAGCCCGCACACCCGCGAACGGGACCCUCACUCUCAACCAUGGCCGCCUCCCCGAGCCUCCGCGCGGGAAUUUCGCUCGUCGUGCUUCUCGUCGCCGUCGCGACGAGCAGCAGCCACGUGGCAGCGAGCUCCCACCUGGCGGAUUUCGUGAAAACGACGGUGAAGUCGCACCCUGUGGUGGUGUUCUCCAAGUCGUACUGCCCGUACUGCCGGCGCGCCAAGGCGGUGUUUCAGCAGCUGAACGUGGUGCCGCACGUGGUGGAGCUCGACCAGCGCGACGACGGCCAGGAGAUCCAGGACGUGCUCAUGGACAUCGUCGGCCGCCGCACCGUGCCGCAGGUGUUUGUGGGUGGUGAGCACAUUGGCGGUGCGGACGACACGGCGGACGCCUUUGCAGAGGGCACACUGAGGAUCAAGGUGCGCGCUGCUGUCAACACACACUCCGACCUCUGAGGGGCUUGCGAGUGCUAGAUGCAAGGAGGCAAUGGCAGGGGGCAAGGGUCCAGGAGACAAGGUGGGGAGGCGGCAAGGUGGCAAGGGAGGCAAGAUACGGUAUGGGGCGCCUCAGAAUGUGAUGUUGGCUGCGGCCUGCAGCACUCUCUCCUGCCAGGUCUCUCUCCUGUGUUGGCACUUUCUCUUGGUGGCUAGGCCCUCGUGUUGCCGGACUAGGGAUUGGGAGAUGUGGUAACAUGCUGUACUAUGUUCAGAUUGCAUGUGAGAUCAGAUUGUUUCGUCCAUGAUGCUAGAGGCACUUCCAUGUCUCUUGUUCCUGAGUAGCACC